This is a messenger RNA of Knipowitschia caucasica, 1002 nucleotides long. The record is from the annotation of a GenBank genome assembly. NCBI's taxonomy places the organism in Eukaryota, Metazoa, Chordata, Actinopteri, Gobiiformes, Gobiidae.
AUGGGCUGCACCUACUCACCCGGCUCGGAGGACAUAGGGGAGCUGGACAUAGAGUGGUCCAACGUCAGUCCAGAUAUGACCCAAAAGGAUUCUCUGAUCUUGUCUUACACUGGAGGCAAAACGCAUUACUACGGCACCUGGGAUCUGAAAGACCGGCUGACGUUUACUGCUGACCCUAAGAAUGGUGAUGCGACCGUCUCCCUGUCCAACAUCCAGGCUUCAGACACCGCCACAUACCAGUGCAAAGUGAAGAAAGCCCCCGGCGUGGACACCCGCAAAGUCACACUGGUGGUGCUGGUUCCCCCGUCGAGGCCUAAGUGUUGGGUGGAAGGCGGCGAGGAGAAAGGCAGCUCGGUGUCUCUGCGCUGUAAGUCCUCAGAGGGAUCCACACCUCUCUCUUAUUCAUGGACAAGAGAGUCAGGAGGGUCCAUGCCCCCCGCCGCCACCCAAGACUCGUCCACUGGAGAGCUGUUGAUAAAGAACCACACAGACAGCUACGUCGGGACCUAUGCGUGUGUGGUGACAAACGCCGUGGGCUCAGGACAGUGUAAAUAUGCACUGCGCGCGUACAACCCCACCAAUAGAGUGGGAGUGAUAGUGGGUGCAGUCAUCGGGGCCCUUCUGCUGUUACUGCUGCUCCUACUGCUCAUCUGGCUCCUCAUCUGCUGCUGCAACAAAAGGAGAUAUGAAAAAGAAAGAGCAAAUGAAAUCAGAGAGGACGCCAAUGCCCCAGAGAGCUGCCCCCCCAGCAGAGCCACCAGCAGAGCCACCAGCAGACCCACCAGCAGACCCACCAGCAGAGCCACCAGCCUGCGCUCCGUCCUGAGCUACCACACACACCAUGGGGUCCAGUACAGCGGCGUGAGGAGCGACACGUCCAGUGUCCGUGACCCCAACGUCAUCUACGCAGGGAACUCUGUGCGCAAUUCACAACGCUCCAACGGCGACCACAAACACACGCACUCGCUCAAAUAUGACCCCAAAUAUGGAUAUCCGGUGUGA